Molecule: messenger RNA, 456 nt
Organism: Psammomys obesus (fat sand rat)
Lineage: Eukaryota; Metazoa; Chordata; Mammalia; Rodentia; Muridae
Gene: Tmem210
Product: transmembrane protein 210
Exons: 4
Coding region: 1-456 (151 amino acids)
Source: RefSeq, a predicted model, not a curated record
AUGGCCCCCUGUCCCCAGCCUGACUCCUGUCCAGCUGGCAGCCCCCUUGGCCUGAUAUGUUUGUCCCUUUUGCUCUUCCCUGCUGCAGCUGGAACCUACUGUGACUGCAGCCUUGGCCUCAGCCGCGAGGCCCUUAUUGCCCUCAUUGUGGUGCUGGCUGGUGUCAGUGCCAGCUGCUUCUGUGCCCUCGUUGUUGUGGCGAUUGGUGUCUUUCGGGCCAAGGGUGACACAUGCCCCGGACACAAAGAAAACAGGUUGGUGGGGCCCUACGGGCUCCAGGAAGAUCGCAUAGACCUGCACUCGGUACACGUGGAGUCCCACCUCAUGGACCCUGAUCUGGAGGUAUCCAUGAUGCCAUCCUUGGAGAGCCAUGGCCUCAUGACCAUCCCCAUGGAGGUUCCUCUAGAGGAGCCACCUCCACCCCUUCCCCCUCCUCCUCCCUCCCUUCCAGAGUAG